GGUUUUAAAAUGUGGCCAUAUUGAUCGGUAAAGUAGCAUUAUAUACGGCUAAAUGUACAAAUAUAGUGAAAAUCAAUAGGCCGGAAGAAGAGAAAGACUAAACGUUUUGAAACGUUGGAAACGUGUGCCUAACGUUCAAUACACAGCAUCAGCUGACUCUCCCGUCCUCGCUACACAAUAAUGUGACCUAUUUUCGAUCAAGUAACGUCCGAUUCGCGUACCCUUCACGUAACAAAUAUGAAAUAAGGCUUAGCUUGCGUGUUCGAAAAUAGAAAAUACGUUAGUCGGCCUAUAUACGUUCCCUCCCGCAGCGGGGUCCGUUCAUGUCCGUUUACUGUGCAGUUCCUUCACAGUGGCCGUCGGAGGAGGUGGUGGAGAAACAGGCUUAAUAUGAUGCCUUCGGGGUUACCAGAAGGGCAGAAUAGUCUUGGUCACGGAGUUAGGAAUCUGCGGUCGAGUGUUGACUUGGGAUGCUCGCCGUCACAAUCCCAGCAGAUGAAGAAGCAGAAGAAUAACUGUGAAGCUCAAGCUGCCUGGAGGCCGCCUCUGAUGGUUGAGCCUGAAGACAUAAGAGAGGACGAGGAGCCGCAGGGUUUGGUAGACCACGGAGAACUGGACACCGAUGCUAAGCUCUAUGUUGUCAAGGAGAAUACCAGUAAUGGCGAAGAAAAGAUCCACUCGCUGCUGCAGAUGCCAUCUUGUUUACCAAACAGAUUAUUAGAUAAAAGCCAAAAUGCUUACCUUUCCUCCAGCUCAUAUAACAUUCUCAUGAUAGAUGUGUCAGGGUCAAUGAGUGGCUAUUGGAGACCUCUAAUGUUAGGCUGGAAUCAAUAUGUAGCGCCUUGUUUAAUUGGACGAACUAGUCUCUUUGUGUUUGGUGACAGCGUUGCACUGAAGAGGUCGGGCACAAUAUUAAAAGUAACAGAUUUUGGCGGAGGGGGAACAGACUUGACUGGUGCUCUGCAAACCAUUGUAAAUGAAGUUUAUCAAUGCAAGGAAAGAUAUAUCAAGGUGUUUCUCAUCACUGAUGGCCAUCAUAAUGUCACUCCAAUAAGUCCAGAAACGGUUAUUCAACAAAUGUGUUCUCCCAAGAGUAAAAAAUGUGAUGUAUUUGUGUUAGGUGCAGGCAGCGCUUUUCCUGUGCAGUACAGUAUUAACAUUCGAUCACGUUUGCAUAAUGGAAGUGCCAACAUUCCCUCUUUAUUUUGGGCCAGAAGGUAUGCAGAAAUGGAGGAACGGAUGGAAGAGAUUGGAAGUAAAAUAUCUGAUGGGACUUCUCAGACCCUGCGAUUGUCAGUGGCAGGCUUUUCACUACCUGAAGGGGAAGCUAAGUACACCUUUCACCCAAAGGAAUGGGUAUAUUUUCCACUUGGACCAGAACAUGUACAAAGACUCGCACUAGAAUAUCACAACAACAUUUGCCACAUCUUGUUAGAGCCUUGUCAGAUACAGUUAUCUGUUCUGAAUGAGGUAUUUCGUCAGUGGAACUCGGUUAUUAUUCAAAUGCAUAAUAAGAAAGAAGUUAUACCAUCUGAUAUCAUACCCUUCAUGGAGCGACUUUUCAACACCUUAAUAGAGGACCUCAGCCAUUCUAAAUCAGGAUCUAUUCGUGAGCGGCUUGCAAGAAAGGAUUUCAACACUUGCAUAUUAGAGUUUAGAACAUUGUUGAAUAAGAUCAGAGCAAUACUAACAACUGCAAAGUUUAGUAAUGAAUUAGAGCUUGCAGAAAAUAUUUUAAGUACUACAGUUGGAGGAGGGAAAUAUGAAACAAAAAUUCUACAGAUGAAAGGCCAUACAGAUGAGGAGUAUGCAAAAGAUUGUGAAGAGUUUAUGAAGAUUUAUGAGGAACAAAAGACCAGAAUUCAGGAUAUCAAAGUCACUCCAGAAGAUUGUUGCCGAAUCACAUUGUCAUGCACUGUGUCUGACCUCCAGGACCCAGACUUCCCUAUGAUGAUCAAUCUUAACAAGUUUGAAUUCAUGAAGCAGUUCACUAUUACUGGCAUUCCAGUGUAUGCACCCAGCAGGGAUUCUGUAGCUAUUAAUCCCUGGUCGUUUGGUAUUCAUGCUCUAGUUAAUGCACCAUACACUAUUAUGAGCCAAGUGGCCAUUGAAUUGUAUGCUGAUUCCAACCCUGUAUACAAGAUUAACAGAGAUGUACAGCUAAAAUGGGAUAGUCUGAAAACACACUUUAAUGCUAUAGUUCCAGUCUUUUCACCAGACGUUGCAAGAGUCAUGAGCCCAUUAGUUCAUACAAGGCUUUAUUCAAUGUGUACAACUUUUGCCAUUUUGAAAAAUCCACAUAUUAUUGACUUUAACAUUCACAUGGCAGCUUUGGGGGUGACAUGGGUGAGGAUUCUGUUCGAGUACCCGACCCAGCCUAGGCCUGAGUUUGUGCACCUUCGUAUUAAAAGUAUAGAAGCGACAGCAGCGUUGUACCUCAACCGACCAAGCUACACAAAAUACUGGCAAAUGCUUAUCAGUGACACUGCUCAAGCACUCAUGACAGAGAGCACUAUAACAGUAGAAAACAAAACAAUAAAAUGCGAGUCUCUCAUUAAGCCAAUGUUUAUACUUCACUUGCACCAACGGAGCGAGAACCCUCAAGAUGCGAGUGUUGUUGCCAACAUUAUGAGGAUGAUACUCUUAGAAUACAUCGGUCGCUGCCUCUCUCACUACAAGACAAAUGAGAAUAAUUCAACACCCUUCACAGAUUUCUUUGCCAAAACACUUGCUGAUCAAGAACUUAAAAAAGAAUGGGUUCAGAAAUAUAUUGCUACCACCAAAGAAAGCAUGGCAGGAUCUGAAGGCCUUCUCUUAGAGGACUAUUACACACUGGAAAAAGUACAGAAAGCAGCUAGGAAGAUUGCAUCAGAAGAAGUUAAAAAUCUGAAGGAAAAGUUAACGGCACAGAUCCCAAUAGCAGUGGACUUGAAGAAAGUGGAACGGCUGCGCAAUGUGUCUUUAGCUGGAGAUGUGUCGUGGUUCACACUGCAAAUUUUUGCCAGGGAAGUUGGACUAAUGGAAGAAGUCAUUGACAAUUUGUUUAGUGAACAAAGUUUGUUUGUUUACACCGCUCAUGCCCUACAGUACAGAGCCUCUCGGGAGAGGCUUACUACUCCAGUGGCUGACUAUGAGGCCAUUCGAACUUUAGUGACCAAACAUGUACAGCAGGAGAAUUCUCGAAUUAUAGCCAAGGCUCUUUCAAAUGAAAUAGUUCAACAGAUGCAGGGUGCUUGGUUACAAGCAUAUUUGGAUGCACACAUAGAAGUGGUUCAACCCAUGACGAGGCAACAAAUCCUAGUAGAGGCUUUAGGACGAGGAGUGGAUGUGACGGAUGCCACCUUCGAACAGGUAUAUAAGAAAUACCGUCCUGAUGUAGGUCUAUUGGGUAAUGCCUGUCAAUGUCGAGCUUGUCCGUAUUUUUUGAUACCGAAUAAGAGUUAUAAUCAACACUCAUCAGUAGAGCGUCGUGGUCCUGCAGCUUUUCCUCAUGGUCUGCACCGGGCAGCCUACCGCCUCAGGGACAGCGAUCUGUCAACAGUUAUCUCCCACCUUGAGUCUGGCACUUUCAACACUCCUGUCCCUCUUCAGUCUGUUCAGCCCUACAGAGAUAAACUUGCAGAAUUGAAGGAUAUAUAUAAAGAAAUAUAUCUGCAUCAACAGAACCCUUCAUUGAUUGCCUCACCCACGAAGUCUCUUCUACUACUGCACUCCGAGAAGCAGGCGAGCAACAGGAGAUGCCGAGCCCUAUGCCAGCUUGGAUUAUCAACACCCGGACUGAUUGAAAUGCACCUGCAUCAUCAGCUGGGACAGGUGCAAUGGGUUGGUUAUGAAGAAAAAGCUUUAUGAACCGUUACCUUCAUUAGAAUGAAGGAUUUUCAUGGCUUCCUGCCAAAUGAACAUUUAUACACAUAAAUAAACAAUAAAUGUUGAAGCCAAUACAAUUAUUAGGCUUAUUUAAGGAUUUAUGUAUGUUAACAAUUCAUGUUUAGUUACUUGUUUUAUGCUUCUACAUGUCUAUGAUAUAGUACAGUACAAUUCUGAUUCAGGUAUUUAGUGUAAUUAUGUUAAAAGGGAGAAAAUAUAGACCUAAAUGAUCUAAAUCCAUAAUCAUAUUUGUGUAGUUUAUGAAAACUUUAUAAUUGUCUAACUCAGGGGUUUGGCAUAUUAUCGUUCCCCUCCCGAUUUGCUAUGAUUACAUAGUAUUAUUUAGGAAAAAUAAAAAAGGUCAUUCAGAUUUCAUGUAAUUUAUUAUUAUUAUACAUCCACUUAGUGUUGUGUGUUCACUGAAUCUAAAAUUAUCUUUAUAAAGAUUAAUAUACUGUACAGUAGUAACAGAAAUUAUUAAUUUAAUGUAUGUACUGUAUAUAAUUUUCAUUUUGAUUUGUAUGUCUAGUACAGUAAUACAGUAUUUAUUUACAUUACAUAGAAGUAUUUAUAAUAAUAAUAAUUUAUUUAGGAAAAGUACAUACAUAGAUGCAGUUGCAAACAUUCUGAUUGAUUAUAAUAAUUUACUGAACUGUAAUUUCCUUUGCUCUGGGAAAACUGAAGUAGCUGCAUUAUGAAGAUCAUUUACUCAAGCAGCUAAUUAUUUUUAUUGCCGCUGUUUUUGAAUACAGGUACUGGCAUGUUUGUAUAAUUUAUCAAAUAAUUUAGUUUCUGAAUCUUAUUUUUGUAUCAUGUUUUCUGUCUAUAAAUAAUAAACUUUAUUUCUUUAA
Procambarus clarkii (red swamp crayfish) is the source of this 4718-nucleotide messenger RNA. RefSeq lists its product as uncharacterized. The record is from RefSeq and is a predicted model, not a curated record. NCBI's taxonomy places the organism in Eukaryota, Metazoa, Arthropoda, Malacostraca, Decapoda, Cambaridae.